UAUCAGUAAGUUUUUAAAUUUAAUCGCAAACACGAGAGAGAAAUCAGAAAAUUUUGUUUUCAUGUAUGUACAAUUUUACAGUCGCACAAACGAUGAAGACAAUUUAUGCAUUAUUUAUUGUCCUCGGUUGCCUAAUUAGCGUGUUGCCUUUUAUUGUGCAUGCUAUACCCCUGCCCCUCGCCGACAAUGACCGGGCUGCCAGCAAUCAGAUUUUCGUGCCCGCGAACAGCACCGUUCAAUGGAAGUCCAGGAUGGUCAUGGAGGACCUGGCUGCAGCUGCGGAUAACUCUGGAUACCGAAGACGCGAAUUGGAACGUCAAAUCAUGGCGAAUGGGACAUGGCCUGGCCAGGACAAAAUGGGCCUGUUUCCGGGUGUUUAUCAGAGCAAACUUCGCACAGCGGGAAAACCAACAGCAGCGAAAGGGAAAGCGUUGGUGUCGGUUCCUCAAACGCUUGUAAAAGCUGGUCUCAAUUUCUGGGCCAAGCCCAAAGCGAAGCCAAAAGGUGAUGUUGGAAAUGUUUCAGCUGAUGGAGAUGACACUGGAGAUGCACCAGCACCAGGAGAACCCGCACCAAAAUUAUCACCUAGAGCAGUCAGUGGUAAAACACGUACAAAAAGUUUAGAGAGAACAAUAUCCAUACCGCGAUUGCAGAGCGAUCAUAUCGGCAAUUGGGUAAUCAAUCCGUGGGGUAUCACCUUCGGAGUACUGUGGCAAGAUACGCGAAUGAACUACCAAGUAAAGAAUCUCAAGACAGAUUUUGUGUUUGAUCGUCAAUAUGGUGGCCACUAUGCAGCAAUGUACCACACGGCACAGACCCAAGUGUGCAGAGGCAAAUCGACAAUUUACAACAAGCUGCGGGUAUACAAGUGGCUGGAGCGCCGCAUCCUAUCAAAUAAUACACAAAAUUUCGCAGUGUUCACCAAGUACAGACCCAUCUGGUUGGAUCUCCGAAGGGAGAUCUACACGUUGGGCAGAUCCGAGGCCUGUCACGUAUCGGCAAUGGACGAUUGGUUUCUGUACAACAAUUGCGCCAUAUUGCGGAAUAUGCGAAUGGAGUAUAUGAUACCCAAAUAUCCAUUGCAUCAGAUCGGGUAUUGGCAUGAACACUAUAGAAAGGAGCAUACGUAUUGAUUGUGAAUGUAGCAGCAAUAUCAUUAAAAAGUCUUCCCUUGAAAUUAGCAGUUGCAGUUGUUAUUCACCUACGAACUAGAAGUGUGAAACGAAAAAAGGAUUAACCGAUUCUAUGUACAAUGUAUACAAAUACAAUGUGUAU
Molecule: messenger RNA, 1275 nt
Organism: Drosophila obscura
Lineage: Eukaryota; Metazoa; Arthropoda; Insecta; Diptera; Drosophilidae
Exons: 2
Coding region: 66-1133 (355 amino acids)
Source: RefSeq, a predicted model, not a curated record